AUGUCGGCUCCCAAUAGGUCCAAGCCCAAAGGUCACUCUACAGUCACUCAGACUUACCUUUUAGCCUACAAUGCCCUGUGCGCGACACUAUGGCUCCGGGUCUUGUCUGGGGUGAUCUCUACGUUGGUCUCGUCCGGCAGUAGCUCUGAUAUCUAUAAAUCUCUUGAGCCGUGGACCCGCUUCGCACAAACUUUGGCCGCGGCAGAAGUUCUUCAUGCAGCAUUUGGCAUCACCCGUUCCCCUGUCUUCACUACUUUUACUCAAUCCUUUGCUCGAACUGUCCAAGUCUGGGCUGUGAACUAUGCGUUUGCAGAAACAACCUCAUCGUCUUAUGCCUAUCCGGCAAUGAUUCUUGCAUGGUCCACUGCCGAUGUGAUUCGGUACACCUACUUUAUUGUGAUUCUCGCUGGACAAUCCAACGUCGGUCUCUUGAGGUGGCUUCGGUACUCACUCUUUGUUGUUUUGUAUCCGGUCGGAAUCAGUAGUGAAUGGUGGUUGAUGUACAAAUCCAUCUCAAUCACCAACAGCAACGCGCUCGCUGCUUUGUACUGUUUCUUCCUCGCACUUUAUGGGCCCGCUGCCCAGCCUCUGAAUCUUGAAGAGAUGAACAAGAACGACGUCACUUGGCAGAGGCGGACCUUGACGCUGUUGGCCGUUCUGCCACUCGUCGCCGCUAUUCCCGCUCCGACCGGCGAUGCCUCUAAUGUGAAUGCCCUGCAACCUCCCCAGCCCGUCAUUACUCCUUCGCCUGUGCGAAAGGACCCUUCGCCGAUCAUCCAGCGAGGUAUCAUCAGCGAUUUAGAGUCCGAUGUGAAUAGCAUCCUGUCAGGGCUGGGGUCAGACAUUCCAUCGUGGGUCGCCUCUGGAGUGCCCAACUUCUUCCAAGGAUUCCCGACCGGUGAUUCUGUCGUGAGCUCGCUUGGCUUGCAGAGCUCGGAAUUAGCCGCCCUGCCCACCAAUGUCUUGAACAUUGACCCUUAUGCGAACUGGACCAAGUCAGGCUGGAAUGUGCGCUUCCACGGCAAUGUUUACAAGCAGCCUAAUACCUCGCGAUCCGACUUGGACAAGCUCGCGAACGUUUUCCUAAUUGGCACCGACAUCCAGGAUUUGCCCGCCUCCCAACAGGACCAGGCUCGUAACUUGACCGCAGAGAUUUUUGUCGUUCAGCAGGGUGAUGUUGCUGUCAACACCAUUCAUCUUGAGCCCUCGCCGUCGCAAGGUGCCAGUGGCCAGCCCGGAGGUGGCGGCUCGUCGAACACGACCGGCGGCUCGCAGUCCCUAACCUUGCCCUAUAACACUACGGCCGAGGGUGAUUUUGACGUCUUUGUGCCUAUCAAGGGCAACGGCCUCGAUGCAGGCAACGAAACCUCGGCGAUUCAGAGGCUCAACACCCAUGUGGAGGGCGCUUCACUGGGAAAUUCCACUGCCUACCUGGUGCCCCCGACCGGAUUGACGGUCAUCUCUGACAUUGACGAUAUCUUGCGAGUCACUAAAAUUUACGAACCCAAGGAAGGUCUCCUGAAUUCGUUCGCCAAGCCAUUCACUCCUUGGGAGAACAUGCCUGACAUUUACCGCAACUGGUCCAUCAGUUUGCCGAAUAUGCACUUUCACUACUUGACAACCACUCCUGAACAGGUCACGAGGAACUAUAUGCAGUUCAUCUACAGCACAUACCCCGGUGGUUCAUUCGACACGCGGCCCUUGAACUUCAGUGAUGUUUCCGCUACCCUCUCGAUUCGAAAGUUUUUACUGAAGAAAAUAUUCGAAACAUUCCCACAACGCAAGUUCAUCUUGGUAGCGGACACCAGUAACAGCGACGUGAUGAAAGAUUAUCCAGAGAUGGUGACAGACUUCCCCGGCCAAGUGCAGUGCAUCUUCUUGCGCAACACUUCCGCCACGGACUCUGGCGACAAGUUCCCUUACGAUACCUCUGGGUUCAAGAAUAUUUCUCAGAAUCAGUACAUGUUCUUUAAACAUCCUGACGAUCUGACCAAUUUGGACAUUGCCAACGGACAAUGCUACAAUCAGUCUAUCCCCCAGAACCUGACGUACAGUUACCAGGGUCUGCCCUUUGGGUUGGGGAAGGACAACAUGGCGGGUCACCACUCUGUGGGUGUUGGAAACCUCUGGGCAUUGGUCGCUUCGAUUUUUAUUGCUGCAGUUCUGUUCUCUUAG
Messenger RNA from Penicillium oxalicum, 2175 nucleotides. RefSeq lists its product as uncharacterized. Lineage: Eukaryota; Fungi; Ascomycota; Eurotiomycetes; Eurotiales; Aspergillaceae. Gene Ontology annotation, cellular component: actin cortical patch. The record is from RefSeq and is a predicted model, not a curated record. Gene Ontology annotation, molecular function: phosphatidate phosphatase activity. The transcript has 5 exons. Bases 1 to 2175 code for a protein of 724 amino acids.